Molecule: messenger RNA, 3049 nt
Organism: Odocoileus virginianus texanus
Lineage: Eukaryota; Metazoa; Chordata; Mammalia; Artiodactyla; Cervidae
Source: RefSeq, a predicted model, not a curated record
UUUUCAAGUAGAAAAAAAUGACAUUAUCUACAGAAAAAUGUAGAAAAUGUCCUAAAGGAUAUACAUCAAAAUGAUUCACUUUCAUUUUCUCUGCAAGGCUAAAGAAAUGUCAACAACUGGGAGCUUUGAGGGAUUCCAGCCUGUGUCUCUGAAGCGAGAGGAAGAUGACCAACCUUCUGAGACAGAUCAGCUGUCCGUGGAGGAGAGGGAACCAGACACAGAGGUCCCAGCGCCAAAGCAGAUUUCAAGGCUGCCAAGUGUGAUUGAAUCCGCUCUCUACCCGAAUCCCUAUCACAAGCCUUAUCUCUCACGGAAGUACUUUGUCACUCGGCCAGGGGUCAUUGAGACUGCCAUGGAAGACUUGAAAGGCCAUAUUACCAAGACUUCCGGAGAGACAAUUCAAGGCUUCUGGCUCUUGACAGAGAUAGACCACUGGAACAAUGAGAAGGAGAGGAUUUUGCUGAUCACAGACAAGACUCUCUUAAUUUGCAAAUAUGACUUCAUCAUGCUUUGCUGUGUGCAGUUGAAAUGGAUUCCCCUGAGUGCUGUCUAUCGCAUUUGCCUGGGCAAGUUUUCCUUCCCUGCGAUGUCACUGGACAAGAGACAAGGAGAAGGCCUUAGGAUCUACUGGGGGAGUCCUGAGCAGCAGUCAUUUUUAGUCCGCUGGAAUCCAUGGUCCACUGAGGUGCCUUAUGCUACCUUCACUGAGCACCCUAUGAAAUACACAAGUGAGAAGUUUCUUGAAAUUUGCAAGUUGUCUGGGUUCACGUCGAAGCUUGUUCCAGCUAUCCAGAACACCCACAAGAAUUCCACUGGAUCUGGAAGAGGAGAGGGAUUGACAUUCACAGAACAUGAAGCAAAAGCCUAGAAAUUGGAAAUAAAUUGCUCAAAAACAGAUGGUGACUUUAUGGCAAUAUGGAAUUAAACUCUAAAGCUUUCAGUCUCCGAUUCCAGCCCCACUGUCCUUCUGCAUAUCUCCAUUCCCAGAAAAAGGUAUGUCAUCUAAAUCAGUGUCUCAUACCUUCUGAGUUAAUUCUGACAUGAGAAAACAAUAGGUCACCGUUGUUUAGGGGGAAUUUCCAGAUAUUAGUUGUAUUUUCUUAAAAGGCUAAGGUCACUCCUGGAGCUCUCUGAUGUCCUAUCUGAUUAAAAAGCCCAAACAAAGCUGCGGAAGCCAGCAGAUAUUUUGUAAGGCAGCUUUACCUCUGCCUGGCAUUUUGUGGGGCAAGAGAGGGGAGGGCAAACGUAUUAAAUUCAGGCUUAAAAGCUCCCCCAGAAAUUCUUUACACACAAGAGACCAAGGUGGAGAAGAGAAGAUGACUUGUGCCAAAGGGGAAGAAAGAGAGAGACUCAUGCCUGUGGUUUUCAAAGGUUAACAACGACAAAAGAGCCCAAGUAUUUGCACAGGGAUGAAUGCUCAUUGGCUCUCGGCCAACAAUUAUACAAGGCCUUGUGCCCACAUCCUGUAGCUGUGGUUUAGGGACGCUGCUCAUGAGUGACUUCUUAUGCUUAGUGGCAGGAAACUUUAGUCACUGAUGUGUAAACUCACCUUUGGUCUGCACCUCCCACAACGUGCUCUGAAGGCAGUCGGGGGGCCAGGCCUCCUGAUUCUCUGCAGACAUUGCAUCCGCAGACGCUAACAAAAAACUCAGUUUAAGGCCUCGGGAGUGACUGAGAUUUGAUCAAUUCUUACCUUACUCCACUCCAGUGUAGCCACUUCUUCAGAUAAUUCUAUAGUCACAGGGAUGAAUUAUGAUAUCUUCUCCAAAAUCCUCCCUUUAGCCUCAAAAGUCAAGACCAAAAAAAAAAAAAAAGUUAGCUCUAUUUCAUUUCAGGCCUGCCAUGUGAAAUAUGAGAGGCGAAGUCAUCAGGUUGCUUCUGAGCCUAGAUCUUGUAUCUGAAGAGCUAUCUUACACUCAGUUUUUAAAAGGUUUUAGGAAACAUCUCACAAAUCUCCUUUUCAGUGAAAGCUAAAUGGAAUUUGAAAGAAAUUGCUCAGAAAGCUGAUGGUGAGUUUGGAGAAAUCCUGGGAUUAAACUCUAAAACUUCCAGUUUCCUGCUCCUAGCCACUGCUCUUUCCACAUAUCCCCAUACCCAGGGAAAGGCAUAUCAUCUAAAUCAGUGUAUCACAGUUGUCCUUUAAGCAGAUGUAUCCUAAUUUGAGGUGAGAAAACAAAAUGUCCAAUUAAUUAGCUCUCAUGUUUCAAGUAGAUAUGAGAAAUCAUGAUGCUACAUUAUGGAUAGAGAAUAUGUUGAGAUCAAUUUAUCUGAAUCACCACCUUGUCUCAUACCCUGUCCACAAUGACUACCACAUCUCAGAAACUGCUUUUCCUUCCUUUUAGAUUCCCUGCUCACUCUUUAUGGAAUUAUUGAAACUGAGAUUAGAAGGGACCUAAAGGUCAUCUAGUUUCCUACCUAUUGCAGGAAUGUACUCAACUGAAACACACAGCAGAAGCAGACUCAGCUUAUGCAAAGGCGUUGCCAGACAGAAAGUCCAUUGCUUCCCACAGCAGCACAUUCUACUGCCAAGUGACUGUAUUGAGUUGAAGAUGUUUCUAUGUAUUAUAUACAAAUCUUCCCCUCUGGAAAUUUACCUAUUUGGUCCUUGAUCUUCCUUUGAAGUUAUCCCAAGUAAAUCAGUUUCCUAUUUCAUAUGGCAACACUUCAAAUAAAGGCAGCUAACUGGUGCUGUCCCAACAAAGUAGUUUUACUUUUGCUUUUUGACACAAAACCCUCUAGUUACCACAACUGUUCUUCAUGUGUUGGAUUAUCCAAAGCCCUUAUUGAAUUCCUCUCUUGUUUGUAAACAAUUAUGUUUGGUUAACAUUUGUUUUGAGAUAUUGUAUUUUGGGACUUUCCUGGUGGUCCAGUGGUUAAGAAUCUGCCUGACAAUGGAGGGGUCUUGGGUUCAAUCCCUGGUUGGGAAACUAAGAUCCCACAAACCACAGGGUAACUAAGACUGCAUGCCAUAACAACUGAGCCUGCGUGGAAUCAAAAGAUUCCACAUGAUGCAACAAAGACCCUGUCUGUCCCAAGAGUAGCAUUGAAA